AUGACGGCGAUAUGCUUCGUCUGCAAUUUACCGAUACUAUCACACCAAGUUGGUUUGGUAUGGGCAGGAGGGAAUGGAUGGGACGAACUCACAAGAUCCAAUUUGGAAGAAUCUACCCUCAGACAGCGGCUUGGGAACCGCAGGGAUUCUGCAGCCCAAGUGUGUUGCUUAUCACCACCAGAGCCCGAUGUCUCAGAUCAACCCAGGGGUGGUCCCCGCCGUCGUCGUUCGUCGCUUGCUCAACUUACCGACAUACUCCGCGAAUGGGGUGGUGGGAGCAGCGCACCCAGACGUCAAAGAGCUCCCUUAUCCAGACGAGAGACAUUGGCAGACUUAGCUCGCUCCUUACCUUGGGCCCGACAUGAACCACCCCCUCGUCGUCGACGCGAAUCGUCAGCGGAUUCUGGAAUUAAAUCCUCAGUGUCUAAACGCCGGGAUUCCAGAGCUGUCCCUCAUGAUUUUAAAACAGAUUUUCCCAACAGCUUAGAUCGCAAAGAUUCUAUAGCUGUAAUGACAAACAGAGAACGCAGGGUUAAACGAAGAGGAUCUGGAGAUGGUAAAGAUCGGCGUGAUUCGGUCGAUGGUCACCGACAUCGACGUGAUUCCUUAGCGACUCCCCCACCGCGUAUAGUCGCCACUCACAAAAAGAGACGAGGUUCUCCACCGACACCGGGUCCGCCAUCUUUCGUAGAUGCAUCAUCCGAUCCUGGUCCAUCAACUCAUCCACCCUCUGUGACAGUAGUAACAGUGCACGAGCCAAGUCGCUCAGAUGGAGAAUGCCCACCAAUGACUAUGCCAACAAUUAUCACAUCAGCAGUUACACCUUCGCCAACUUCACCAACUGUACCCACAUCCAAUGCAACACAGACUACUCAAGCCACUCAGGCUACCCAGUCUGCACAGGGUACUCAAGUUACUCCUGGUGGAAAAACACCUCCACAAUUAGGUGGCAGGCGAGAUUCUACCACCCAAUGUGGUCGAGCUAGACGAGAUUCACGAGCUACGGCUAGUCCAGAACGAAGAUUAGGCAGAUUACAAAGACAAGCAACUGCUUUUGAUGACCCCACUGGUCCACCUGGAACCCGUCGCAGAGAUUCCGGACCUACUCUGGAACCGGAUGAUGCAGGCCGAGCCAGACGUGACUCGUUAAGUCCUGACUCAGCACGGCCAAAAAGGGAAAGAAACCAGUUGAGUCCUGAUCGCGCAGGGGGUGGUGAACUUAGCCCAUCAGCCGCUCGUCGAAGAAGUCGCCUAAGACGCCAAGCUUCAUGUGCCAGAGUUGGUCGAGCAAGAAGUCCUGAGUCGAGCUCGUGUUCAAGCCGAGAUCCAAGCCCUUGUGCACGACCUCCUGAGAGAACGAUGUUUAGAAGACAAUCGACCACGGAAGAGAUAUUGAUAGCACGUGGUUUUAGACGUCAAUCUACAACAGAAGAAAUGAUACGAUGUCGUAAUUUUCGAAGACAAAGCUCCCAGAGUGAUGACGCUUGUAUGCGUGCUCGUGGUCGCCGAGAUUCUUCAACACAAAUACUCGAUGGCACUAUUGGUACCAUGACGGUAGAAACUACGAGUACAUUCUUUGACUCCAGUACACAAACUGAGCCAUCCCCGUUGUACGACAACAACCAUUAUCACGAGGAAUGCCUUCGUUGCAACUCCUGCGGGUUGAAUCUCACCGGACCAAAUCAAAAACGUGCUCGCCGUUUCAAGAAUCAGAUUCUCUGCGAUUUGCACUUCGCGGACGUGGCGCUGAUGGAGUGCAGUGACUUCAUGCAACAGCUUCGCAGCUUCAAACCCCAGUCGCUUGGAUGUGCUGUCGCCAGGCGGAAGUCGUCGACUACCCUCAUAUUCCCUUUGCCUCCUCAAGCUUGCUCAGAUGAGUUCUGCGAAGAAUACCCUCACAAUCUGAUUCCAACACCGGGAUACUGGAUCGAGUGCUCGCGUCAGAAGAUUACCACAGACACGAUUUGGGAUGAAUCAGAAUCUGAACACGACAGUGGUCCAGAUAGAGAUGAUUCAGAUCGACGUAGGAGAUCGGGUUCCUUGGACGAAGCCGCAGAGGAUAGCAGCGAUAACGGUGGAAGUACGCCGAAGAAGAAAACAGCUAUCGAAGAACAAUGGGAAAGAGCUGGUGGCUUCGAACUUACAUCAGUUGAACAGGAAACUUACGAAAAAUACUUCUACGGCACUGAACAUUGGAACUAUUUCACCAAUGACGAAGACUUGGGCCCCGUUAUACUUUCAAUAAAGCAAGAAACUCUUAAUGCAAGAGACCAAUUCAGGAUUCUCGUCCGAGCGAUCAGCUAUACUGUACAUGGCCUAAUACCCGCAUCCUGUGUCUUCGCUGACCGCUACAAUCGCGAAGAAGUGGUCAGAUCUCUAGGCAAAGAGGUCAAUAUCAACCCACCUCUCAUGCUGGGACAACUGCCCGAUACCCCUGAGGAACUACUAAAAUUGGACCAAGUUUUUAUAAAAUCAGAACUGAAAGUUGGUGUGAUAUAUGUGAAGGAAAAUCAAUACACCGAAGAAGAAAUUUUGGACAAUAAUGAGAACUCACCACUUUUUGAAGAGUUCUUACAAGUUCUCGGCGAAAAAGUUCGUCUUAAAGGAUUCGACAAAUACAAAGGCGGGCUUGAUACCGUUCACGAUCUCACAGGAUUGUAUUCAGUUUACACAAACUGGAGGAGCAUUGAGAUCAUGUUUCACGUUUCAACUCUUCUGCCGUAUGAGAAACAUGACGCACAGAAAUUACAACGAAAACGUCACAUCGGAAAUGACAUUGUAUGUGUCGUAUUCUUAGAAGCCGAUAAUACAGCCUUUUCACCAGCCUGCAUAAAGAGUCAUUUCUUACACACAUUUAUUUUAGUGCGAGUGUCUGCUAAAAUUAAAAGGCGUCCCACUAGAUAUGAAGUGUCGGUCGUGACCCGAGACGAGGUGGGAGCUUACAAGCCCUACUUGUGGGAGCAAAGUGUGUUUGAUAAAGGACCUAUGUUCAGAGAAUGGUUACUUACUAAAAUUGUAAAUGGUGAGCGAGCUUCGUAUUCAGCACCUAAGUUUGCUCGAAUGCAGGAACGUACUCGAAGCCAAAUGUUAGAAGACAUAGUCGCCAAUUUGCAGAAUCACGCAGAAACUGGACAGAUCCCUAAGCCUUACCGACGAGGAUCUUGGCGUCCAAUUGGUCACAUGCGACCGUCAUCGCCAUUGUUAGACUCCGUUAGGGAUCAGUUCGAGGACUACGACCAACUGGCCAAAGAUUUCACAAGAGUUUUCCUCAACAGUGAACUAAAUGCUGCUCAAAAUGCACAACUUUUCGAUGUAGUAUUCAUGGUUGGGCAAUCUAAACAGAAAACGAAAUUUAUCGGUGUCCGUGCAAUACUAGGUGUGAGGAGCAGGGUAUUCCAAGAAAUGCUGUACGGCAUACAAACUGGUUUCGGCUCCCCUCAAGUGCCGGUAGCUGAACUGUUGGCUCGACCCGCACCCACGCUUCUGUCUCCCACGCCGCGACAAAAAAGUAGCAACUUCUUACAAGUACCUGACAUUGAAUCUCCAAGACCCAAAAGCGUUCCCAGUUCUCCUAUGGUUAAACGUGCUUUCUCCCGCCUCGGCACCAUAACAGCUGGAUGGGGUCGAUCUAUCAGGAAACAACAUUCUCAACUCAAUGUUGAUGAUAAGAAAAAAUGGGCUAGCUCACAAGACUGUUCAAAUAAAGAAAGUAAGGACAAAGACAAAGAAAAAAAUGCAGCUUUGGCAGUUCCACGUCUCUCAGUGUGUGCUGAUGCUCAAAAAGUAGACCGAGCAAAGCUUGCUCAAACUGAGUUCUCAAUAAUCGAAUUCGAUCCUGAGACCUUUCGGAUCUUGCUGGACUACUUACACACGGGUAGCUGUCCUCUCACUUGCGCCUCCAUACCGGGACUCAUCUGUGCUGCGGAACACUACGACCUGCCUGAACUUCUGCAGGCUUGCUUCCAUCACGCCAAGCAGUUCCUUAGGAUUGAAGUGGUCUGUACCAUGCUGAUCUCGUUGGAAAAUUACUACUGGCGUUACACAUCAGCUUCUGAGCUGGUCAAUAUGAUUCUGGCAUUUAUAGAACAACGGGCAUAUGCUCUUUUCCAAACUUCGGAGUUUCUUAACCUAUCCGAAUCGAUGGUACAGAUGAUAAUGUGCAGGAACCUGGAAGUACCAGAAGUUAGAAAAUUCGAAGCAAUGCUUAGUUGGGCUCGCAAUAAAAUCAAAUCAAGGUCUACGAACAAGACUGACGCCAAGAAUGAGUUCAAAUGUAUAAUGGAGCGAUUAGCUAGAGAUUUGAAAUUAUACAGGAUCUCACCCCAAGAAUUGAUAAAAGUGGUUCUUCCCUCAAAAGCAAUCAAAAAUGAACGUAUCCUCGAAACGUUGAUGUAUCAAGCCAACUCGGGAAUGUACAGAAUUCAGGACAGCUACAUCGAGGCUUGCCAGCAACGCCUACAGAAACAGGAUUCGAGAUUCUCCGAAUUUGAAAGUUUUGAUUACGGUAUAUAAACAUGGAGCUGUGAGGAUUAUCAGUGUAUUAGAUAAAUAUGAAGAGCGAUCAGUUUGGGUUCUUCUCGUUGUGGUAUGUAGACGCCUUCAAAGUAUUAUUGUUAUACAUAUACUUUAGUAGAGGUGCGAGAAUAAUUGUACACUUCUCGAAUACCUAUUCCUUGUUGUUGUUCAUUGAUGCCUAUAUAUUUUUUACAUUUAGACGUGUUCAUUAUAAUCAUCUCUAUUUUUGGUACCAAAAGUUUGAUCUAAAACGUAGCCUGGAGAGUUAAAAAAAAACUGGAUGUUCUAAAAUUGUUAAUAAUAUAUCUAACAAAAUUAUAAUCAAAACAAUCUUCUGUGAUCAAUACCUUGAAUAAAAUAGCCGUAUCGGAAAAUUAUUAAAAUAUUUACAAAUUACCUAAAUGAGUAAAAAUAUCCGCCCUAUUAUUUACUUUAUAGCGGAAUUCAUUUGCUCACUACACAACUUAGUCGUUGGAAAUAUCUUUGUGCUGUUUAUACUUCUAAUAUGUUAGUCCUCAAAACUAUCCAUGACACUGAAUAUCUUGUAGACUGGCACGCAAAAACGACUGAUUGCUGAUAAAUUGUAGAGGUAUUAUACUAACCGAUGUAAUCGAAUUCUAAAUGUUAGAAGCUAUUGUUACGCUUGUAACAAGUAUUUACUCAAAGAAAGUAAUUAAAAAAAAAUGUUUGUGUAGAAAAAAAUGUGUAGCGAUCCCAUGAAAGAGAUCAUGUUGUUUCGAAAUAACCGUUACAUAAUAUUUUCACUGUUAUAGAUUGUAUGUAAUGAUCUCUUCUUCUGUGAUUCCCAAAAUAUAUUUAAAAAAAAAUGUAUCGUUAUAUAACAUUAACUUACAUAUAUUUUAUUCUAUAAAAGAAGCUUUAAAUUCCAUUAAACCUUUGUGUGCCUACAUUGUAGUGUUACCUUGAAUGAAUGUCAAAAUCAAUGUAUAUAUCCAAUGUUACUUUUAGAUAUCUAUAAAAGGUGUUAUAAUAUAAAACAAAUAAAAAAUAAUAAAUGUCACUAAAGAUUGUAGCAGAUUAUAUGUGUGUUACAUGCUUCUAAAACCUAUUCUUUCUUGUAACGUAAGUGAAAACCCUAAAUAAAAAGAACCUUUUCUAUCGUAAAAUGUUACCUGGAAAUAUAUGUGUUGUUUAUGUCUCAUAAAAUAAUAAUGGAUGUAUAAAAUUUCUAUGAAUAUAUAUAACACAAUGUAUUUAAGAAUAUGUUCGAUACCGUAUCUGGUAUAAUAGGUGUUUCAUUCUAUAAUCCGUGGCUUAAAUGUAAGCAAAAAAAUAUUUGUGUAAAAACUUAUUAACUAUCUAACAAAUGUGUAUUUUUUUCAACUUUUUGUCAUGGAACUGUUUGAUAAGAAUAACAGAAUAACAAGUCCAUGUCAUUUUAGUUUAAGUUAUACGACAUACACACUGAAGUGGAAACUAGAAAAUUUUAUCAAUGGCUGAUUCCUUAAUUGUUAUUUAUGACUAGAUUGCUGAGUUAUAAUGUAUGUAUUAUUUGUAUUUUGAGUUAGGGUGUAUUUUUUAUUUUGUUACAUUCUUAGACAUGCCUCAUAGCCAAAUAGAAUCCGUAGACAUAAAGAUCAUAUAUGAGAAUGACGUAAGUAAUGUUAAUUCCCUGCAAUCCCAAAGAAACGACAGUACUUUCAGUCGCCCCAGUGUUUUUAUGGGCGGUUUUAAAAAAAUAUAUAUUUCCCCGCCAAACAAUCGGCUUGUUGUGUGAAAAAUUGUUCGUGCAUUUGACAUUGCAAGUAAGGUCUACUAUUUAUGUUGUUUAAAAAAUAUGAACCAAGUAGUAUAACCCUUCGCCCCAUUUCUCUGACACGUUUUCCCAGGUCAGACUGUACUGUGGAACAGUGCACAGACAAGUAACUUAAAAUAUUUGAAUAUAUAUCUUCUAUCAAGUUAAAUACGCUCCAACCAAAAGAGCAAAGCUCUGGGACAGGAAAGCUAAAAAAACAUUAAUUAAAUUGGGUCUAAUAAAUAUAAACUGAUAAAAAAUUUACUACUGUAAAAUUUCUGGUAACGUAAGAGUUGUAAAAAGUUGACUAUCUGUAAUUUUUAUACUUCCGAAUAUAUAUAUAUUUUUUUUUUUUUGUAAAUGUUUUUACGGCUCUGGAUACGAGUCCUUUUGAGCCUUAUCAUUACAAAUUCCGAAUAUAUAUACAAGAGUGUUGCUAUUGUAUUAUUACGACUUACGCAAUGUUGCUCAAAGCUUAACUAUUAGUCUCGGACAGAUCUAUAGAAUAUAGAGAACGUUUGAAGCACAAAAAAAUUUAAACAACCUAAUUAUAUUACAAUUACAUAUAUUCGUUUGGUUUAUAUACAUUUUAUUUAAUAGAAAAUAUUUUCUUUUAGCGCUCAUUGCACAAGAAUAAAGAGAUUAUAUUUAAAAUGUUGUAUACUUCUGUGUAAUAAAAAAUAAUUUUUAAACUUCUAAAUGUCGCGUGAAGCUUAAUACAGUCUCUAUGAGUAAUACUCAUGUUAGUAUAAAUAGGUUUUAAUUUGUAGUAACACCAAAUAUUUAAUGUGUCGGGUUCUUAAAUGGUUAAAUAAACUUUUCUAUUCCAAAGUUUUUACCUUCCUGUGGCCGUGGAUGUUGCUAUAAACUAUAUUAAUAUGGGAAUCUUCAAAGAAAAACCAAAUUAUUACUAAGUAUAUCUGUUAUUUUAUCUUGAGCAAGAUUAUUAUUUAAGAAAAUUUUAUGUGGUAAAUAAACUUUUUGUGUAA
This is a messenger RNA of Danaus plexippus (monarch butterfly), 7260 nucleotides long. RefSeq lists its product as uncharacterized. Gene Ontology annotation, molecular function: protein binding; GTPase activator activity. The record is from RefSeq and is a predicted model, not a curated record. Gene Ontology annotation, cellular component: cytoplasm. The coding region runs from base 1 to 4512 and encodes 1503 amino acids. NCBI's taxonomy places the organism in Eukaryota, Metazoa, Arthropoda, Insecta, Lepidoptera, Nymphalidae. The transcript has 17 exons. Gene Ontology annotation, biological process: activation of GTPase activity; regulation of small GTPase mediated signal transduction.